AUGGGCGGCGGCAGAGAGGAUGAAGACGACCGGAUCCAUCGCAUGGCGAUGGAGGACCCGGUCGCCUGGUACAAAAAGCCAAACCUGCGCCGGAUGUACUUGCUGCUGUUCCCCUGUGUCAUCGGCAUCGAGAUGACAUCUGGGUUUGACUCGCAGAUUAUCAACUCUGCUCAGCUUCUCCCGGCCUGGAAGGACUUCUUUGGACAUCCCACCGGAGCAUACAAUGGCAUUCUCGCGUCGGCUCUUCCCCUCGGCUCCGUUAUUGGUCUCCCCUUUAUCCCCUUCGUCAACGAUACCUUUGGCCGCAGAUGGUGCAUCAUGUUGGGAUCGUGGGUGAUGAUCAUUGGUGCGAUCCUCCAAGGACUCGCUAUCAACGGUCCCAUGUAUAUCAUGGCCCGAGGCAUCAUUGGAUUCGGCCUUCCCUUCGCCAUCGUCGCUGGUGCUUCCUUGAUCGGAGAGCUGGGCUAUCCCAAGGAAAGGCCUAUUCUCACGUCGCUCUUCAACGCCUGCUACUUUAUCGGCGCUAUUGUGGCUGCAGGAUGCACUUACGGGACCCAGACCAUCCACAAUGACUGGUCCUGGCGCAUCCCGUCCUUCCUGCAGAUGGCCCCCGCACUACUCCAGGUCACUUUUGUCUUCUUCCUGCCCGAGUCCCCGCGCUUCCUCAUGAGCAAGGACAAGUAUGAGGAGGCCGAAGCUGUGUUGAUCAAAUACCACGCCGAGGGUGACGCAAGUUCCGAGUUCGUCAAGGCGGAGAUCCUUGAGAUCAAGACGACCCUGCAGAUCGAAAUGGAGAACUCGAAACGGUCAUGGAUGGAUUUGGUCCGGACCGCCGGCAUGCGGCGGCGGCUGCUCAUCGGCUCGCUGCUGGGCUUGUUCACGCAACUGUCGGGAAAUGUGGUCAUCUCGUACUUCCUGGGAGACGUGCUCAAGCUCAUUGGAUACACGGACCCAGCCUUCCAGACCCAGUACAACCUCGGCAACCAGUGCUGGUCACUCGUUUGCGGCGUGAGUGCAGCCCUGGUUGUCAUGCGUUUCCGCCGGCGUACCAUGUACAUGACGGGGAUUCUGGCCAUCCUGGCCGUCUAUGUCGCCUGGACUACAUGCACCGCCGUCUUCAUCGUCAACCACUCCCAGGUGGCCGCCAAACUUUGCUUGUUCUUUAUCUAUGCUUAUAGUCCUGCCUACAACCUGUGCUUUAACGCACUAACGUACAGCGAUGGCGAUGGCGAUGGUGGUGGUGGUGGUGAUGGGCGGUUGGCGGCGGGCACUGGUGCUAUUGGGUGGAAGUUUCUGCUCGUAUAUUGCUGCUGGAUCGUCGUCGAGGCGGUGCUGAUCUGGUUCCUGUGGCCCGAGACGUCCGGACGCUCUCUCGAAGAGCUUGCUUUCCUCUUUGAGCAGGACGAGUAUGCCCUUCGUCACGAGAAACUUGGUAUCGAGGAACACGAGGAGAAGACUGCGACCCAUAUCGUCGAGACGCAGGAGAGGGUGUGA
Chaetomium globosum CBS 148.51 is the source of this 1494-nucleotide messenger RNA. RefSeq lists its product as uncharacterized. Bases 1 to 1494 code for a protein of 497 amino acids. Gene Ontology annotation, biological process: transmembrane transport; carbohydrate transport. Gene Ontology annotation, molecular function: carbohydrate:proton symporter activity. The record is from RefSeq and is a predicted model, not a curated record. Gene Ontology annotation, cellular component: membrane. Lineage: Eukaryota; Fungi; Ascomycota; Sordariomycetes; Sordariales; Chaetomiaceae. The transcript has 6 exons.